Messenger RNA from Anastrepha obliqua, 2663 nucleotides. RefSeq names its product nibrin. NCBI's taxonomy places the organism in Eukaryota, Metazoa, Arthropoda, Insecta, Diptera, Tephritidae. The coding region runs from base 273 to 2579 and encodes 768 amino acids. Gene Ontology annotation, molecular function: protein binding; damaged DNA binding. Gene Ontology annotation, cellular component: Mre11 complex. The record is from RefSeq and is a predicted model, not a curated record. Gene Ontology annotation, biological process: double-strand break repair via homologous recombination; mitotic G2 DNA damage checkpoint signaling. The transcript is spliced from 4 exons.
AUCGUGUCAUUUGUGAAUUGUUUUGAAAUUCACCCAAAAGUUAUUGUGCAAAUUUUUAAUUUUGCAAGCAUUUAAAAUUCCAUUACCAUCAUUAACUUUCUCAAAGAAAUUCAAGUAAACCUAUAGCAGAUGACAUAAGUCAAACUAAAAUUGGAAGUGAAAGAAAGCAUAUAUUUGCAGUUGGAGUUUUAGCUGUUAAGCUGACCAAAUAAGUCUUCAAUCUUUGCUCAGAAGCAUUGAAGCAACCUAAAAAAAAAAAAAUCCAUUCUAAAAUGUGGCUUCUUACGAACACAAUAACUGGAAAUGUCCUCAUUGUGAUUAGCGAAAAGUCGAAGUAUACCGUAGGACGCGUUGGAGCAGAUUUGGUAAUUACAGACGAUUCUUCAAUUAGUCGGACUCAUGCGUUUAUACAUUUUACAACAACGCAAAUAAAAGAUGCUGAAAGUAGUGAUCCAAUUAAAAUAAAAGAAUUACUUGAGCUUGAAGAUGCGGGCUCUAAAUAUGGUACUUUCCAUAACGAUGGCAUUGCUAAAGGUGUGGUGAUACCUAAACAAAAACGUUUAACUUUAGCUGAAGGUGAUCGCAUACGUUUCGGAGUUUUAAAGAACAUUUGGACUGUAUCAAAUAUUACACCGUUUAUUUCGAUAUCAGUUUUACCUAAAGAGCUCGCCAUGCAGUUGAAGCAAUGCGUUCAGGUGCUCGGAGGUUGUAUUUUGGCCGACUGGGACGAUACAUGCACACAUCUAACUUUGGCAGAAAUUUACUUGUGCUCAAAACUUUUACAUGCAAUAUUGGAUUCGAAACCUAUUGUGACCUGCGACUACUGGUAUAAUGUAGUCCAGGCGGCGCGCCGUGGACGGCGAUCAUUGCCUAAAGUCGAAUCUUACAUGCCACCGAAUGCUGAGAAUUUCGAUUUAAAAUAUCGUGAAGAGAGAAAGCUUCUGUUUAACAACUUAACAUUUGUGUUUCUACAUGCCCAUCAUUUUAAGAAAUAUGCUCCUAUAGUGGAGAAGGCUGGUGGAAGAAGUAAGCAUUUAAAUGUAGGUAUACAAAAGUCAUUCUUAGUUCGAAAUGAUGUGGUGGUUGUUCAGUAUGUACCGUCUACAGAAUCACAAAGUUCGCAAACCAUUAACACAAUUGAAGACUUCCUUAAACUUCAUUCGCGACGAACUGUACCUGAAUUCGAGAUUGGCUUGGCGUUGAUACAGUGUUCCACGAAAAGGUAUUGUAAUCCCAGCUUUAACGCGAACGAAAACUUCGAUCUCGCUUCCAAAUCAAUAGAAUCUAAUGCACCGCAGUGCUCUGUUCAAGAUUUUCCCAAUAUUUCGAAUCCAUUAGAUAUGGACGAAACGGAAGUUUUUAUACCAGAAACUGAUCGCAAAAGCUCGUGCAGCACAGAUUUAACAAGCAAAUCACCCGCUGGGUCAACAGGGACCUGCCUGGAACAAACUGGAUCAGUAGAUAUAGAAUCACAAACUUUUGAGCCAGAAGAAAAUGGUUCGAAUAAUGUGCCAAUGUCUUCACUCCAAGUCACCGAAAGUGUACAAGACGCCAAUAAACGUAAGAGAACAAGAGGAACUAAAGUAAGCGGAGACGAAGUUGUUAAUUCUCAAUUGGGCAGCGAAGAUGAUGAGCUGUUUAAUUUUGCGGCUAAGAAAGUGCACCUGGAAGAGAAGAGAGAUUCACCGAUUGAGCGUGAAACUAGACUGCGUACAAAAUCAACUCACACAUCGACAUCUUCUACGGUCAGUGCAAAUCGAACGCCUAAAUCUUGCGAUAACCAAUUGCCCGUUGCAAUUCACAAGGGAAUGUCUAGGAAAGCCGUGAUUAAUAUGUCGGGUUUUCUAGAGAAAUCGCAAGUACCCAACUUAGAUGUGCACAAUGCAGGCCAAGCCGAGAAAAAUGCUGCAAUUGGCCCUGAGACUUCCAAGCAAGGAGCAAAACGCGCACGUAUUGCUGACAUAGAUAACAGUGAUGAUGAUGAUUUGUUUUGUUUCGGCGGUAAAAGUAACUCAAAUGAUGAUAAAAAUAAUGCUAAGAGAGUACGAACUUUGAAUGAUGGCGGUUGUGACUCAGAUGAAGACCUCUUCAACUUUGGCGGUGUUGUUGAUGAGCAAAAUUAUUCUAAAGAUGUUGUUGAUGCUGAUAUACGGAACCAACCACCCGUAAUAAAAAAUAAACCUAACCAAAUAAUUAUGCCAAAGCCAAAACAGUUGCCGGCAAAAAUUAGUGUUGCAGAUUGGCUCGACUGCUCACUAAGUGCUUUAUCUAUUAAAGCAGAGCAAUUUAAAGAUGAAGUGGACAUACAAAAAAAAGAAAUGAAUGAUCCAGGGGUGGCAGGUGAUAGCAAAGAUGUAAUUGAACCCAUUGAAGGUGGAUGCGUCGUAAAACUGUUGGACCCAAAAUCUUUAUUACAUAAAAGAGACUUAAACAGCAAAAGUUUUGCAAAUAAUGAGAACGACAAAAAUAAUUGUAACAAGAGCAUUAAAAACUUUAAAAAGUUUACAAAGAAAUUUCAUUCGCAAAAUCUUAGGGUAAUUCGUACUGUGUCAUCCACCGUGUGCGGCUCAUUAGUAUAAUAAAGCAAACAAUUUAUAUAAUUUGUUAUUUAUAAUUUAUUUUAAGUAAUUUUGCUUACAAUAAAUUUUCGGAAAAUACUCAAA